This is a messenger RNA of Heterobasidion irregulare TC 32-1, 1014 nucleotides long. RefSeq lists its product as uncharacterized. The record is from RefSeq and is a predicted model, not a curated record. Gene Ontology annotation, molecular function: protein binding. The transcript is spliced from 9 exons. Gene Ontology annotation, cellular component: cytoplasm. Bases 1 to 1014 code for a protein of 337 amino acids. NCBI's taxonomy places the organism in Eukaryota, Fungi, Basidiomycota, Agaricomycetes, Russulales, Bondarzewiaceae.
AUGGUAAUGGGAACGUACAGAACCGCGCGCGUAGAAUUGCCACAUGAGGCCGAGAAGCAUGCGGACGCAACCUCGGAUUCAGAGGACGAUGUUGAAGAAGGAACAGGUCAGGGAGGAGGCGGUGAUCCAUUGAGUGACCUCCCUGACGAAACAGAGGACCUUGACCUCGUGCACUCUGGGAUAUCCGCUUUGGAGAAUCUUCGGCUCGCGCGGUUCGCUGGCCACCUGAAGCGCCUUUGCCUUCGCCAGAACUUCAUUUCAUUCCUAGAUCCCGCCGUGUUCAAUCAGCUAACGCUUUUGGAGGAGCUCGAUCUGUAUGACAACAAGCUCAAGGCCGUCGGCGAUUCCCUGAACUCUUUGUCAAAUCUCUCUGUAUUGGAUCUGUCGUUCAACCUCCUGAAAGCGAUCCCAGACACGUUGGAGCAUCUUACGGCUCUCAAGACCGUCUACUUUGUCCAGAACCGAAUAUCGACGAUCAGCGGUCUUCAAGGCCUGGGUGCCACGCUUCGAAGCUUGGAACUGGGCGGCAACAAGCUGCGGCAAAUCGAGAACCUGGAUGCACUCGUGAAUCUCGAAGAACUGUGGUUGGGCAAGAACAAGAUAACGAAGCUAGAGAACCUGGGGAACCUGAAACGGCUCAAAAUCCUGGCGCUGCAAUCUAAUCGCCUGACGAAGAUCGAAGAAGAACUCUAUCUCAGCCACAACGGCGUGCAGAAGCUGGAGGGCCUGCAACACAACUUGCGCCUCACGACACUCGACGUCGGCAACAACUUCAUUUCCACGAUAGAAAACCUCUCCUAUCUCCGAUCGCUCGCGGAACUAUGGAUCAACAACAACAAGAUCCCGAAUUUACAAUCGCUCGAAUCGCAGCUGGCGCCUCUGCCGUGUCUAGAGACGAUCUACCUCGAGGGAAACCCCUGCCAGCAGGCGGAAGGCGCCAACUACCGCCGCAAAAUCAUGCUCGCCCUCCCCAAGAUCAAACAGAUCGACGCGACGUAUAUCCCCCAUAAGUAA